This is a messenger RNA of Paramecium tetraurelia, 2049 nucleotides long. RefSeq lists its product as uncharacterized. Gene Ontology annotation, molecular function: chloride channel activity. The transcript is spliced from 4 exons. The record is from RefSeq and is a predicted model, not a curated record. NCBI's taxonomy places the organism in Eukaryota, Ciliophora, Oligohymenophorea, Peniculida, Parameciidae. Gene Ontology annotation, biological process: chloride transmembrane transport.
AUGAAAUAAGUUUUGCAUUAACUAGCCAGACAACACACUAUAACGAAUAAUAAGAGCUUUAGUUUGCCCACCAAACAAUCAUUGGAGCAAUCCUACUAGGACGUGAAGUUUCAGUUCGUGAUGCAAUUCUCAAAAAACACGACUCAAGAAUAGUUGGAAUAGAUUGUUAAUAUAUUGUUCAAUCAUGGAUUCUAAUCUUAUAAGACUAGGAAUCUGCAAAAUGACAAGAUUUUACUAUUCAUUUGUAUAUGGGAUCCGAAGAUCAUAUUGGAAUAGGCGGAGUAAAUGCAGCUGUACAAAGUACUAAUUGACCGUUCGCACUCUUAAAUGCACGAAGUAUAUAGAAAGAUAGCUGAGAAGAUAAAUGUAAAGAAAGUGUUAGAUGAGAGAUUAAUCCUCACUUUAAAUUAGAUUGAUAAGAGGAUAGUGGAAUUUGAAAAUUAUUAAAAAUUUAAAUAUGACUUAAAAAGUGAUUUCUGUUUACACAAUGAUGACGCAGAAGUCAUAAAAAUAUUUAGUCCUUCAGAGACUUUGCUCAUAAUUUACAAUUACUUACACACUAUUAAAAUAGGAGAUUUGGAUAUGAUUCAUUUUCUAAAAACGGAAGAAUAUUUAUUACAAGUAACUCCGAUUCACGAUGAAAUAGUCUCACUCAAUACAGUAUCAGACAUAGAGAGAUAUUUUGGAGGCAACUUAGCAGUUUACUUCGAGUUCAUGAACUUCUAUUAAUCUAUGCUUAAGUAUUUGGCAGUUGCAGCAAUCAUCACUUUAGUAAUCGAUCAUCAAAGUAGUCUCUUCAAAAUCACAAAUGUGGCUAGUUUUUAUGCAGUACUAACCAUGGUAUGGUCAACAUUCUUCAUCAUUGCCUGGCGUAGAAAGGAGAAUGAAUUAAGUAUUGAAUGGGGUGUUUUUGGUUAAUAACACAUCAAGAGAUUAGAUCUGAAUCCAGAAUAUAAAGGCAAUCCAAAAAUGAAUUACAUCACAGGAUUGAUCAAGAAUAGCUAUCCAACAAGCAGUAGGAUAUUCUAUUAUAUGAUAUCAUUAUUCGAAGCCAUUCCCAUACUCAUUAUUGCUGGGUUGAUUAAGAUUGUGGUAUUUAAUAUCAAUGGACUCAUACGGAAUGAAGAUAGUAUCUUUUAUAUCAGAGUGGCUGCUAAACUCAAUCAAGCAGGAGGUCUCUUAUAUUACAAAUACACUACCAAUAUAUUAGAUAUUUUCACUAUCUUGUUAAUAUUCUAUAUCAACACUCUGUAUACAAAGGUUUGCAUCAAUUCAACCAAACGAGAAAAUCAUAGAACCAACUUGAGGUUUUAUAACUCUUUGAUCCUUAAACGAUUCAUAUUUGAAUUAAUCAAUAGAUUCUUUCACUUAUUUUACAUAGCCUUCGUUGAAUUCGAUAUCCCAACUCUAAGGAGUCUCUUGAUUAAGUUGUUUGUUAUGGAUUAAAUAAGAAGAGUUCUAUUGGAAUCUCUAUUGCCCAUGUUGAUGAAGUAGCAGUAUGAAAAAUAGAAGGAAUAGUAUCGAUUGAAUCUGUAAAAGAAGGAAGACAUCAAUGAAAAAAUUGUAGAUAGAAUUGCAGAACUUGAACUCUGGGAAUAUGAUGAUUUUGAUGAUUACAUUGAAGUCAUAUUUCAAUAUGGAUACAUAGUAUUGUUCGCAGCUAUUUUUCCUCUGGCUGCUGCUCUCACAUAUAUUUUCAACUUUAUUGAAAUAUGGAGUGAUAAAUUCAAACUAGCAAAUAAAUUAUACUAAAGGAAUUUACCUAAGAAAGCACAUAGCAUUGGCGAAUGGAGAACUGUUUUGAUGACCUUAUCAGUGUUAUCAAUAUACACUAAUACAGCAUUUAUUGCCUUUGCUUAUUUCAAUGUAUUUGACACUUGUUAGAAGACAGGUUGCGAUUGGGAAAAUAUUCUCAUUCUACUAUUUAUCAUUGAACAUUUUUCAUUAGGUUUAAAGUAUAUUGUACAAUAAACGAUCAAUUCAAAACCAAAAUGGGUUAGGAUUGUUAUGAGAAGAAUGAAAAGGAAGAGAAGAAAUUUUCAUAAUUGA